This is a messenger RNA of Anolis carolinensis (green anole), 5078 nucleotides long. RefSeq names its product ATPase copper transporting beta (gene atp7b). Bases 417 to 4922 code for a protein of 1501 amino acids. The record is from RefSeq and is a predicted model, not a curated record. Gene Ontology annotation, biological process: copper ion homeostasis; copper ion import. Gene Ontology annotation, cellular component: trans-Golgi network; plasma membrane. NCBI's taxonomy places the organism in Eukaryota, Metazoa, Chordata, Lepidosauria, Squamata, Anolidae. The transcript is spliced from 21 exons. Gene Ontology annotation, molecular function: ATP binding; P-type divalent copper transporter activity; ATP hydrolysis activity.
GUGUGCUUCUAAACAAGUAUAAUUAAAUUACAAUUUGUAAAUCAGAUCCUUCUGCUUUGAGCAUGCAUGCGAUUGAAGCAGGGUGAAAGCUUGCCUGCUGAAGUUAAUUAUACACUGAGGUUGCUUCAUGCAGGCCAUAUUUGACAAGUUUGUGAAAGGCAGCCGUGACUGAGGACACCGAAGAGCUGUGUGCAAAGAUUAAAGGAGUUAGAUGGGGUUUCUCAUUGAGUACAAGGCUAACAAUUGGUGGGAAAUACCUAAACCUGUUUGCAAACAUAGCCAACUGCUAGAGGAGGAGGUAGGGAGGAGUCUGUUCAACUAUACGAACCAUACAGCUUUCUCUAGGCUGGAGUAGAAAUCGUCGCAGGCUGUGCCAACUCAGGAGCCCCCUUUUUAAAGAAACUGGCACCAUAAGGAUGGAAAAUAAAAAAGAGAGGCCUGCAAGAAAAAGCCAGUCCUUACUGGCAACAUCUCAACAUAAAAAUAUUACUCUGGUGCAUUUCUCUGAAGAAUUGCCUUCUAGAAAGCUAUUCAGGUUGGAAGAUGGUGAAUAUGAUAGCCUGAGAACAAAUGGUUUAUUUCAGAAAGAGAAGGAAAUUUCUGAUAAUGUCUUGCCAGAAGGACCGGACAUCAGCGUCGGACAGGCUGUAUCGUCAUCAGCAAUGAAGCACAAGUUUGCCUUUGACAAUGUUAGCUUUGAGGAUGACUUGGAGCAUUCAUCUGUUCUUCUUCCCCGAGCGAACACUGUUACUGUUGAUAUCUUGGGUAUCACUUGCCAAGCCUGUGUACAAUCGAUAGAGGGGAAAAUUUCCAAGGUGAAAGGAAUUGUUGAUAUCAAGGUAUCUCUUGAGCAAAGGAAUGCUGUCAUAAAAUACUUGGGACUGGAAAUAAGUCCCCAUCAGAUCUGCCAGGAAAUCAACGAUAUGGGAUUUGAUGCCAGUAUUGUAGACACAACACAGUCUUCAGGACAAACGGCUGAGGAAACUUUGGUUAAGAUGAAAAUAGAAGGUAUGACCUGUGAAUCUUGUGUUAACGCCAUUGAAGAAAAGAUUGGGAAACUCCAUGGUGUGAAGAAAAUCAAAGUGUCUCUCAGCAGCCAGGAAGCCACAAUCACUUAUACUCCACUUGUGAUUAGCCUUGAGGAACUAAAGGAUAAUAUCAAUAACUUGGGAUAUAAAAGCACUGUCAAGCAUAAGCAACCCUCACUCAAUCUUGGCCUGAUUGAUGUAGAAUGCUUACAACAGACAGAUGUAAGGACACCUGCUGGGCUUGAUGGUAGAAGCGCUACAUCAGAAGACACUGCCACCCCAGCUUGUGUUGCAGUGCUGGGUGUGGAAGGGAUGCACUGCAAAUCCUGUGUCAACAUAAUUGAAAGUUCAGUCUCAGACAUGCCUGGAGUACAACGUAUUAAAGUAUCCUUGGAACACAAAAAUGCCACAGUGUGGUUUGACCAGAACAUGGUCACUCUAUCCUGGUUGCAGCAAGCCAUUCAAUCUCUUCCCCCUGGUAACUUCAAAGUAUCCUUUUCUAGUGCAAUAGAGGGCCACAAUGGACCACUUACCUCAAAGGCAGCGUCCUCUUUGCCUUGCGUCUCUAGAAGUCCUCAGGAUGAAUCCAGUGCAGCUAUGAUUAAGAUUGAUGGCAUGACUUGCAAUUCUUGCGUAAAAUCCAUUGAAGGCUCCAUAUCCCAAAGGAAAGGGGUCCUCCAUAUCUCCGUGUCUCUAACUGAAGGGACUGCAACUGUCUCCUACAAUCCGGCCAUGACCAAUUCUGAAGAGCUGAGAGCUGCUAUAGAAGACAUGGGAUUUGAUGCCUCUGUCCUCUCAGAUGCUAUCACCUCCACUGGGAAGUCUCCUGAUGAAGGUCAAGGGUCCGGUGGGAUGGCCUCUGCGUCUUUGAGUAAGGAAGUUACUCCAGGUUUAUCACACAAAGAUGUUUGGUCACAGAAAAAGAACCCGCCUCUUCACUCUCCAAAACCAUCCGAUUCUGGAAUGACUGAAAGAUGUUUUCUCCUGGUGACAGGCAUGACAUGUGCAUCGUGUGUAUCAAGCAUUGAGAAGAACUUACAAAAAGAAGAUGGAAUAGUUUCUGUGCUUGUUGCCUUGAUGGCAGGGAAAGUUGAAGUAAAAUAUAAACCAGAUAGAAUUCAGCCUCUUGAAAUAACCCAGUUGAUUGAGAACUUGGGUUUUGGAGCUUCGAUCAUAGAAGAUUACCUUGCAACAGAUGGCGAUAUAGAUCUGACAAUCCUCGGAAUGACUUGUGCUUCAUGUGUUCAUAACAUUGAAUCCAAGCUUGCCCAUACACCUGGCAUUCUGCAGGCAUCUGUGGUUCUGGCUACUUCCAAAGCUCAUGUCUGCUUUGAUCCUGAAGUGGUUGGUCCGCGAGACAUUAUAAAAAUUAUUGAGGGAAUUGGUUUUCAGGCAUCUUUGGCAAAAAGAGAUCCAAAAGAUCAUAACUUGGAUCACAAACAGGAGAUCCAACAAUGGAGGAAAUCAUUCUUGUGCAGCCUGGUAUUUGGUAUCCCUGUUUUGAUCUUAAUGGUUUACAUGUUAAUACCUGCUGCCGACCAUCAUGAUUCAAUGGUGCUGAAUAAAAAUCUGAUUCCUGGAUUAUCUAUUCUAAACCUACUCUUCUUUAUCCUUUGCACUUUGGUUCAGUUCUUUGGCGGAUGGUACUUCUACGUCCAAGCCUAUAAGUCUUUGAAACACAGGAUGGCUAAUAUGGAUGUCCUCAUUGUGCUGGCCACGUCCAUAGCUUACCUCUACUCAUGCGCCAUUUUGCUGGUCGCCAUAGUUGAAAAGGCUGAGCAAAGUCCCAUCACCUUUUUUGACACUCCUCCAAUGCUCUUUGUGUUCAUAGCUCUUGGACGGUGGCUGGAGCACAUAGCCAAGAGUAAAACAUCAGAGGCGCUUGCCAAAUUAAUCUCUCUUCAAGCUACAGAAGCUGUUGUAGUGACACUUGGACCUGACAACUGCAUCAUUGGGGAAGAACAAGUGCCUGUUGAACUGGUUCAGCGAGGCGAUAUUGUAAAGGUAGUACCUGGUGGGAAAUUCCCAGUUGAUGGAAAAGUUGUUGAAGGCAGUUCUAUGGCUGAUGAAUCCCUCAUUACUGGGGAGGCCAUGCCUGUUGUUAAGAAACCUGGCAGUACUGUAAUUGCAGGCUCUCUCAAUGCACACGGCUCUGUGCUUGUAAGUGCAACUCAUGUUGGCUCUGAUACCACCCUAGCUCAAAUUGUGAAACUGGUAGAAGAAGCUCAAAUGUCAAAGGCACCCAUCCAGCAGCUGGCUGACAAAUUUAGUGGAUAUUUUGUCCCAUUUAUAGUAAUCAUUUCAACCGUAACUCUAGUAACCUGGAUUAUAAUUGGAUUUGUAAACUUUGAUAUUGUACAGAAGUACUUUCAUCAUCCCAGUAAAAGCAUCCCAAAAGCAGAGGUUAUCCUCCGAUUUGCUUUCCAGACCUCUAUCACAGUCCUGUGCAUCGCAUGCCCUUGUUCCUUGGGUCUGGCCACUCCAACAGCUGUUAUGGUGGGCACCGGAGUUGCUGCACAGAAUGGCAUUCUCAUCAAAGGUGGAAAACCUCUGGAAAUGGCACAUAAGAUAAAGACCGUGAUGUUUGAUAAAACCGGGACUAUCACCUAUGGCGUUCCAAAGGUCAUGCGAGUCCUCUUGCUUGGAAAUGCAGGGACCUCUCUCUCUCUGAAGAAAGUACUUGCAGUUAUUGGCACAGCAGAAGCCAGCAGUGAGCAUCCUCUAGGAAUGGCUGUCACCAAAUACUGCAAAGAGGAGCUUGGCACAGAGAUCCUAGGGUACUGCAAAGAUUUCCAAGCAGUUCCUGGAUGUGGAAUAAGCUGUAAUGUCAGCAGCAUUGAAGCCGUGGUGGGUGAGGCUGACAGAAUUGAGACACAACAGAGUUUACAGCUGCUCAUCUCAGACUUGAGUGAUGCAGUCAUCCCUCAGACUUACGCAGUGUUGAUAGGAAAUCGGGAAUGGAUGAGACGUAAUGGCUUGCACAUCUCCAACGACGUCCAUGAAGCAAUGAUGAGCCAUGAAAUGAAAGGACACACAGCUGUAUUGGUGGCUAUAGAUGGUGUGCUUUGUGGCAUGAUUGCAAUAGCAGACACAGUCAAACCAGAGGCAGCUCUAGCUGUGCACAUACUGCAAAACAUGGGAGUGGAUGUGGUGCUUAUUACAGGAGACAACAGAAAAACAGCCAAAGCCAUUGCAACUCAGGUUGGGAUCAGAAAAGUCUUUGCUGAGGUCCUUCCAUCUCACAAAGUAGCCAAGGUCCAGGAACUGCAGGCAGCCGGGAAGAAAGUUGCCAUGGUUGGAGAUGGGAUCAACGACUCACCAGCCCUGGCCAGGGCUGACGUUGGCAUUGCUAUUGGCACAGGCACAGAUGUUGCCAUAGAAGCAGCAGAUGUUGUUCUUAUUCGUAAUGAUUUACUAGAUGUGGUUGCAAGUAUCCAUCUCUCCAAAAGGACUGUAAAAAGAAUACGAAUAAAUCUCAUCUUGGCCUUAAUAUACAAUCUACUUGGCAUACCCAUAGCAGCAGGAGUAUUUAUGCCUGUUAAAAUUGUGUUGCAACCAUGGAUGGGGUCAGCAGCCAUGGCAGCAUCUUCAGUGUCAGUUUUGCUUUCUUCCCUGCAGCUCAAAUGCUACACAAAACCAGAUUUGGAGACAUAUGAAGCACAAGCUCAUGGGCGCAUGAAGCCACUGACUCCUUCCCAGAUUAGUGUUCAUGUUGGAAUGGAUGACAGGAGGCGAGACCAUCCAAAGGCAGGGGCGUGGGAUGAUAUCAGUCAAGUCUCCCUUUGCUCAUUGACUUCAGGCCGAGCAUCAAGACACAUGGAGGAUUCCCUACGAAAUGAAGCAGACCAAUGGUCACUGCUCACAGACAGUCAAGAUGAAGAUCAGUAUAUUUAAGAAUGCCAUGUUCUGCAGCCGAUCUACAAUGUUCAAGGACAUGGCUCUCUUUUUUGUGGCUAUUGCUCCACAACAGUCUUGUGGGGUUUUAUAUUCAGCUACCAUAUUGUGAGUAUAUGUGAACUGACACCAAUAAAGGAAUCUAUCUUGAAGUAA